Messenger RNA from Erythranthe guttata (spotted monkey flower), 1135 nucleotides. RefSeq names its product CAP-binding protein 20 (gene CBP20). Gene Ontology annotation, biological process: mRNA cis splicing, via spliceosome. The record is from RefSeq and is a predicted model, not a curated record. Gene Ontology annotation, molecular function: RNA cap binding. Gene Ontology annotation, cellular component: nuclear cap binding complex. NCBI's taxonomy places the organism in Eukaryota, Viridiplantae, Streptophyta, Magnoliopsida, Lamiales, Phrymaceae.
UAAAAGAAUUGGAAUUUUCGGAUCUUCGGCUCCAAAGCUUCGUUAGGGCUUCGGGUUUGCUCCACUCUCUCUUGCAGGGAAUCUCCGAUGGCUUCCCUCUUCAAGGACCCGAAUAAGCUGUCCGCGUACAGGGAUAGAAGGUUUUCCGGUACGCAGGAGGAAUUCGACGAGGCGCUGCUGAACUCAACCACUAUUUAUGUGGGGAACAUGUCUUUUUACACGACGGAGGAGCAAGUUUACGAGCUGUUCACUCGUGCCGGAGAGAUUAAGAAGAUUGUCAUGGGUUUGGACAAGAACGGCAAAACCCCUUGCGGCUUCUGCUUCAUAAUGUACUACUCCAGAGAAGAUGCUGAAGAUUCUGUUAAAUAUAUCAGUGGAACUAUCCUCGACGACCGUCCUAUUCGUGUCGACUUUGAUUGGGGGUUUCAAGAAGGCAGACAAUGGGGCCGUGGUCGAAGUGGUGGACAGGUGCGGGAUGAAUAUCGUACCGACUAUGAUCCAGGUAGAGGUGGUUAUGGUAAAUUAGUCCAGAAAGAAUUGGAAGCACAGAGGCAGCUAGUGGAUUAUGGUGCUGGAUCAUUGGGUUCAUUUCAACCUAUUUUGGCACCUACCUAUGGUGGUGGUAGACAUGGUGGGAAUUAUGGUCAUGGCGGCAACAAUCGGCAUGGCAGAGGAGAUUUCCCCCGUAAGAGACAAAGAGAAGACGACAGGCGGGGCCCAGAUUUCACCAGGAGAAAGUCAGACUUCGUAUAUCGUAGAAACCCAGACAAUGAACCCAGACCUGAGAAGAAUCCACGAUUUCGAGAGAGUGGUGAUUCUGAUGACGAUGAAGAUGAUGAUCGUAAGGGAUCCACCUAAUCAAUUUCGUGGUGGCAGUGCAGAAGAACUAUGUUCAGCUCUAUGUUGUACGAAGAAGAAGCAUUACUGAUUAACUUAUUUUCUUGCAAACUUCAUGUUUCGUAUAAAUAUACGAGGGUUGAGCUAAACUGCUCUAGAUUAGUCACUUUGUUCCUAUUUGAUUUUGAUAUUUGUGUUGUAAUUAUGCAUAAUUAUUAUUUGUUGAAAUUAUUGUAUCUCUCUACUAUAGACUUUUAGAUGGCAGAUGAAUGCAGUCGAUUCCUUAAGAUUUUGAUUC